AUUUUAGAUCAUGGGCAAAAAGACUAAAGGAAAGCGUCCAGCUUCUGAAGCUUUUGAUACUCAAGAAAGUCACUUGAACACUACUGAAGAUAUAGAAACGCCAGCUAAACUUCAGCAACCCUCUACCAAUAAACUUGAUAUGAACCUUACCUACACAGAUAUGAAAGUCAAAUCAUUGGAUAAAUUUCAUAAAGACCUACCCAAAAUUGGUGGUACCAUCGAUGCUGAUCAGUUUAUGGCCGCUCGUAUUCAAGAAGUUAACCAAAUGCAAUCUUCUAUCAAACAAACAAGUGCUGUCUUGAAGGUACCAGGUUUUGAAUUUAUCCCAAGAUUUUUAAGAAGACGGGCGGCUAGUCAUUUGACCUAUCAUCUUCGUGCUAGAGAUAGAGCAAGAUUAUCUGCAAAGCUUGCUAGUGGCAAAAUCAUCCAAAGGAAUUUUAGAAAAAUCAAAUCAGCAGUAUUAAUGGAAGAAUUAAUCAGUCGGAAAAACAAGGUGAAAUGGCUAGGAACACACAAAUGGCAUAUCAAACGAAUGAAAAUGGAAAAUUGGUGGGGAUAUAGACUUGCUGCUCAUCCAAUGUAUAAAUCUAGAAGAAUUACAUAUCGAUCCUUUACUAAGAUGGCCUUGUUACAUGAUGCUUCCUAUUUUGGUUGUUUACAGCUCUUUGGUUCACAAGAAAAAAUAGUGCAACUUUUAAACAAGCUAACUGAUCCUCUCCUUCCUUCUGUUGGUAGUGCAAGAUUCACCAAAGGGAUUCGAGUGGGACAUACAUUUUGCUAUGAACAAGGUGGAUAUCCAAAUCAACUUAUAUGUCCUGUUACUUUUCUAUGGCAACCCAUAUUAUCAACAAAUGACAAUGCAACUUUAUGGCUUUGGAUUCAUCCAUCAACUUUUAGUACAGUACAAGACCAAAUAUCCAAGACUGCUACAUCAAUGGGUUUACAUGAUACGCAAGUGAGAUUACAAGAUUUACGACAUGAAUUUUCUAGAUUUGAGUUGACAGGUCCUCGUGCUACAACUCUUUUACAAGCAAUAUUAGAUCCAGUGGAUGAAUCAUGUCCCAAUGCUCAAGUAUGGCGAAGUUUACAGCAUUUUCGAUCUGGAUGCUGUAUUCCAAAUGGUUCUGUGAUAGGUCUUACUGUGCAAGAUCCUCGAUUAAGAUUCCCUCAGAAACCUCUACCCAAGUCAUCAAUGGUAUCAUCUGAAUCUUCCUUUGAUACAACAGACUUGUCUUCAAACUGGUCCGAAGUAAUAUGUAGAUCUGACAUUUGGAAUGAAACAAUAAGACAUGAAUGCACUUCUUCAAAAGUUCCGGAACACAAGUUACUAAAACGACGGGAAAUGGCUCUUUUACCUGGUGCCAAGUUACCAUUUACAAAAGAUGAUUCAAAAAUACCAAUUUUACUAAUUCAACGGAAUGGACCUCUAUUUGAUCGACCAAGUCAAGUAUCUGUAGCGCGAGUAGAGCAUAUUGAAGGGUGGACACUGAUUUUACCUAGAGCAUUUGCCCUUCCAUUCUGGCGGUCAUUGGUAUUCGCAGGUGCAAGAACAGGUGGACUUUACGAUAUACACAACAUGCAUUUCGAUAGUGGAUACUCUUGUUUUCCUUAUGAUUAUCCUACCACCAAAGCGUUUGAUGAUCAUCAGUCAGUCAUUGGAAAGACAGCAAAACAAAAAUGGGAACGACAACCUCCAGCAAAACGACUCAACUAUAGUAAAUUGGAUAUAGAUUCACCUUUUAUUAUACCUUUUAAACAGUUAUUGUUACCAUCAGCAUCACUAACCAAUGACGCCAGCAAUAGUAAGAAUGAUGAUUACAAUCAAACCUAUGGUCAUGGUGCCCUUUUACAGAAUGACAAGCUUGUGGCAAUGAUUAUGAACAGUAGAAACAUUGGCAAAGAAUCAGUAGAAAGACAGAUUUUAGAUUUGAUGAUUUCUAGUAUGACUACACGGGGUAUGGUGACAACAGCAAAACAGCAACAACCUCUUUUAUUGGAAACAAUGAUGGUCAAGACUCGAGUAGUUAGCUUACAUGAUGGCACUUUGGACUCAGGUGCUAGGAUUUAUUUGGUGAAAGAUGAGAUGGUUUAUCAAGAUUAUGUGACUAAUCAAAAGAAUAUCAAGUCUGAAAAACCCAUCAAUCCAUUACCAGAAGAUCUUAUUGGAUAUGUGACAACUGGACGUUAUUCUUUAUUGACCGGAAAAGGACAAGGGAUUGGUGCUUGUUCUGCGUUUGGACUUUAUCAAUUACAAGAGAUUGACUCAAGGCAAAAGAGACUGAAGAAAAGAUUCGUCCUAGUUCGUAAUUUGACUUCAAGGGAAUACAAACCAGCCAUUCUCUACAUAACAUAGAUAUUUUUACAUACACUCCUCAUACCCUCUAUGUUUUUGUAUAUAAUAGAUAGAUGUAGACUCUCAUAUUAGAUAUUCAAUAAAAAAAAAAAUGACAAAG
Messenger RNA from Halteromyces radiatus, 2453 nucleotides. Its product is annotated as NUC188 domain-containing protein. Gene Ontology annotation, biological process: tRNA 5'-leader removal. NCBI's taxonomy places the organism in Eukaryota, Fungi, Mucoromycota, Mucoromycetes, Mucorales, Cunninghamellaceae. The transcript has 13 exons. Gene Ontology annotation, cellular component: ribonuclease MRP complex; nucleolar ribonuclease P complex. Gene Ontology annotation, molecular function: protein binding. The record is from RefSeq and is a predicted model, not a curated record. The coding region runs from base 11 to 2353 and encodes 780 amino acids.